GUGUUGCUGAUAACUUCAGUUUGUUCUAUGACAGCAUGGGCGUUCCUGGUCUUUGUUCUAUUUUAUUAUCAGUGCCAGUCUAAGCAACAGUGAUGUGUCAAAUAUUUUUAAAAAUAAAUUAAAGAACCAAAGAUUUUACAAGUUAUUUAUUUAAAUUCACAGUUUACAAAAUAUAAAUAAAUAAAUACAUGCAUAAAUUUUAAAAAAAUUAAAGCGAGAUGAAGAUUUAUAAAAAAAUUUUAAAAUCAAUGACAGCUAACCGCCAAUUUAUAUUUUCGUUCAGCAAAAUAUUUAUUUAAAUCAAUAUCUCAAAUAAAAAAUAAAAAUUAUUAAUCUACUGUCUGAACAGUAAAUAUAUUUAUAUAAGUAUAUGAAUAUUUAAAAUUCAUAACAAAGUAUCCAAUGAUACUGACAUAAUUUUUUUUUUAAUUUUAUGUAUCACACAAAGAGCGAUAGUUAUUUUUUUUAUGAUUCUUACAUACAAAAACAAGUCAUAUGACCUUCGGAUAAUUUAUUAAGUACUGAGGCUGAGUAAUUGUGUACAAAUAAUGAAACAUAUAAGGAAAUCCAUCUAAUUAAAUCAAAAGUAUAAAAAAAUAUAUUUAUAAUAAAUUAAAAUUAUUUUUAUAAAUGAUAAUUUAAUGACAAGAAAGAGAAAAAAAUAAUAAAAAUAAUUAUUAUGUCUGGAAGUAAUUCACUGAUGGCAACUUCACCACGUAGUGGAACUGCACCAAAUAGAAAUUCACAGAAAUCAACGUUAUUGAAAGUUGUGAUACUUGGGGAUGGUGGAGUUGGUAAAUCAUGUCUGAUGAAUAGAUUCGUUUCAAAUCAUUUUGACGAGCACAGUUUCCAUACUAUUGGAGUUGAGUUUCUGAACAAAGAUAUUGAAAUUAAUGGGGAAGCUUACACUUUACAAAUAUGGGAUACUGCUGGCCAAGAAAGAUUUAAAACGUUAAGAACACCAUUUUACAGAGGCUCUGAUAUUUGCUUACUGACUUAUGCUAUUGAUGACAGAACUAGCUUUAGAAAUUUAGCACUGUGGAGAUCAGAAUUUUUGUAUUACGCUGAUGUACAAGAAGGCUCUUUAUUUCCUUUUAUUGUUGUUGGUAAUAAAGUUGAUGUAGCAGAGACUGAUAAACAAAUAACGACAGAAGAAGCACGUGCUUGGUGUGCAGAAAACGGUAAUCCGCCUUUAGUAGAAACGUCUGCUAAAAAUGCAACAAAUGUUGAAGCAGCUUUUGGUGCAGCUGUUGCAGCUUGGGCUAAACUAGAAGCUAAACUUGAACGUCCAAUUGUUGAAGAUACUAUUGAUCUCUCAAAACAACACUCGCCUCAACGCUCUAGCUGCUGUAUGCCAUUGUCUAGCUCCGAGUAGGUCUUGGUACUAAGAUUAAAUAUUUAAUAUUUUUAUUCGGCUAUUAAUAAAUUAUGCAUGUGGGAAAUAAUUAUUUUACUUUAACCCUAAACUUAUUAACAAUUAAUUAUUGGAGAAAAAAAAAUUUAAUUACUAGUAAGUAACGACAGAUUAUAUAAAUAUUUUUUUUUGUGAUUUAGACCAAAGUUCUCGAUGGAUUUUGUUAGUAAAAAGUUUUUUAUUUUUAGAUUAAUACAAACAUAGUUUAUGUGUUUUUUUGUUUGAUAUAGAAAAUUUUAAAAUACAUUACUCAGUUAUUUUAAUUUUAAUUUUACAAAUAAAUACGAAAGCACUGGGAAUUUUAUCGAGCUUUCGUUUUAGGUAUAAAAAAUAAUUUGAAGCAAGCGCAUGCUCUGUGAAAAAUGCUCAUGGUAUUGAAAAAAAAAUUUUAAUAACAGAUAAUAUUAAUAGUUUAAGAGUAAUCUCACACUGUUAAAAAUCAGGAGUGAAUAGCCUGUGUAAAAAAAAAUCCGUUCUAAAAGAUUUCAAAAAAGUUCGACAUGUGGAACUUCCAAAUUUGAAACAGAUUAGAAUUUUUUUUAAACUUUGUAAUUUUGAUAGUAAAAACAAAUUUUCCCUAGGAUUUUAAAUGAGCGAAAUUUGAGUAAAAGAAGAACGUUUUUAAAACAUAUUUUCAAUAAAUUUAAACCUCGUUUUUUUAAUCUUAUGGGAUAUUGGUUUCUAGCGGGAACUUUUUUGAAACGAGGAUAAAAUGUAGUAAAAUUACUUAAUGUCCUAGACAAACGUUUAUUUUUAUUAUCAAAAUUACGAAAAUUAAAAAAAAGUUCCACUCGAGGUUCUAAUCUGUCUUAAGUUUAAAAGUUUCACAAGUCGAACUUUUUUUGAAUCUUUUUCAUGGAGAAAAAAGUUUGUUUGUUCAGCGAAGUGAUCUUGAUUUUAAAUAAAACCGCAUUCACUCUGCAAAUUUUUUACAGUGCGAGUACUAAUUGAUCAAGACAUCAAUUAAAAAAAAAAAACUCUUAUCAUCACUUAAAAAAAACAAUUUGUUGUUUUUAUUAUUUAUUUACAGUAUUAAAUAAAAUAAAAAAUAGU
Messenger RNA from Microplitis demolitor, 2467 nucleotides. RefSeq names its product ras-related protein Rab-9B (gene Rab9). The transcript is spliced from 2 exons. Gene Ontology annotation, cellular component: phagocytic vesicle; late endosome; lysosome. Gene Ontology annotation, molecular function: GTP binding; GTPase activity. Gene Ontology annotation, biological process: retrograde transport, endosome to Golgi. The coding region runs from base 680 to 1375 and encodes 231 amino acids. NCBI's taxonomy places the organism in Eukaryota, Metazoa, Arthropoda, Insecta, Hymenoptera, Braconidae. The record is from RefSeq and is a predicted model, not a curated record.